Tuber aestivum (summer truffle) is the source of this 2926-nucleotide messenger RNA. Lineage: Eukaryota; Fungi; Ascomycota; Pezizomycetes; Pezizales; Tuberaceae. The record is from the annotation of a GenBank genome assembly.
UUGGCGUAUUAGAGGGGUACAAAAUGGGAAAUUUUAUUCAAUGGUACACAAAAAAAAGCGAACGAAACUGGAAAUCUCUAUUCGGAACCUAUACCAUACUUGUGAUGUGAUGUGAUAUCUGUGGUAUUCUGCGUAUAUCGUGCGAGCGCAAUGAAAGAGAUGUCGGGGAAGCUAGAAAGCCAAGAAUCCCGGAAUUAGGGAAUGGCAUAACGUAACUGAGGGACUCCCUUCACCCGCGAUAGGCAGCCCAAAAACUCUUUUUCCCUCGCCCUAAACCAAAAUAUUAACUUGGGUUAGGGAAAGAAGUGGGAGUUAACCCUCAAUACGGUAUAAUAGUAAGAGCCCACCGGUGAGGCUUGUCGGAAAAACUCAGCACUAGACCUCGUCUUACCACCCCCUUCCCCCACCACCAACCAUCGGGCAUUAUGGAAAAAAGUCGACCAGUCCAUUCGCCGCAAGGAGGGAUUUGGACCCUGCUUUAUUGGCAUGAUAUCAUACCAUUCUCCCCUCUCCCCUUCAUUCCACCCCUCCCACCAUGAAAAAGGGCCCAAUUCCUUCACCACUCCGUCACUUUCUCAAUACGGUACGCAUUUUCUAGCGCGCAUCACAGGAGCAUACCGCGCACCCCGCCCCUUCCUCCCAUUGCAGAAGGGGAGAAGAGAGAUACCGGUAUUUCCUUUCCUCAGGGUCUCCUUUCGCCCAUUGGUCCGCCCCCGCAUUUUCCUUUCCAUUCAUUGCCGACUUUUAUUUAUUUAUUUCUUCUUUCACGCUUCCCCCCACUUUCCCCCCUCCCCCCGGAUAUUAGAAUGCCUCCCGUUGCAACUACUAGCCGUGGGUUGUUGUUGCUUCGUUCCCGAGCGAUUGCUUCUUCAACUGCUGCCACCACUGCUACCCGGCAUCCGUUGCUACAGUGUACUGCCAGAGUUGGGACGAAGAAGAGCAAAACCGGUCCUGGUAUAAGGUUUGAAAGCUCGCGCACGUUUAGUGUCAGUAUGGAAAGGCAGGAUUGUAUGUUCCACCCCCCUACUUGAGGAUAUUGGAAGGUUUGGUGGGCUUGCUGUUUAUUGAGCGGGAAAUAGUCCAGAAGAUCAAGGUCAAGAAUCCGAUUGUGGAAUUGGACGGGGAUGAGAUGACGAGGGUGAUUUGGGAUUGGAUCAAGACCAAGGUGAGUUUUUGAAAUCGAUUGUGCUGGGUGGAAGUUUGGAGUGGUAGUGGCUGACUUUGGGAGCAGUUUAUUCAUCCGUAUGGGAAUUCCUUUGGGUGUUUGGUGGGGGAGGGGCUGUGCGCUGAUGGUAAUAAUCUAGCUAUCUUGAUAUCGACCUCAAGUACUACGACCUAGUACGUGUUGUCCCACAUUCUGGGGAUUAUCUAGGGGUUAGCUGAUGGUGGGUUCCGUGACUGCGUAGGGAAUUCUGUACCGGGAUAAAACAGAAGACAAAGUCACAGUCGAAGCAGCAGAGGCGAUCUUGAAGUACUCUGUGGGUGUCAAGUGCGCAACGAUCACUCCAGAUGAGGCGCGUGUCAAGGAAUUCAGUCUCAAGAAGGUGAGGUGACUUCUCUCCGGGGUUUACAACAGUUAUUAACGAUUCCCAGAUGUGGCUGAGUCCCAACGGAAGUUCGUACACCAACAACCUUCCGAGGCCUGCCGGAUUACUGACAGUGCUCAUUAGCAAUCCGUAAUAUCCUCGGCGGAACCGUCUUCAGAGAACCGAUUGUGAUCCCUAGAAUCCCCCGCUUGGUGGCCGGCUGGAAAGAGCCUAUCAUCAUUGGCCGUCACGCCCAUGGCGAUCAGUACAAAGCCCGGGACUUUGUCGCUCCUGGCCCAGGCAAAUUGGAGCUGGUCUACACUCCCGAGAACGGCGAGCCGGAGCGCAUCAAGGUCUUCGACUACAAGGCCGGUGGUGUCGCACUGGCAAUGUACAACACCGACGACUCAAUCAGUGGAUUCGCUCACGCCAGUUUUAAGCUCGCACUUCAGAAGAAGUUGCCGUUGUACCUGAGCACCAAGAACACAAUCCUCAAGAAGUAUGAUGGGAGGUUCAAGGAUAUUUUCCAGGAGAUCUACGAGUCGACCUAUAAAGCUGAGUUUGAAGCCAAGGGAAUUUGGUACGAGCAUAGGCUGAUUGGUGGGUAACCCUUCAAACCCGUUGAGACUGGGGGGGAGGGUGCUAAUUUUAUUGUGGGUGAUAGACGAUAUGGUUGCCCAAAUGGUCAAAUCUAAGGCGGGUGGUCUUUGGUGAUCCUACAGCGCUAGAGGAAAGAUGUGCUGAUUAGAAUUAUAGGGCGGCUUCAUCAUGGCUCUGAAGAAUUACGACGGAGAUGUCCAGUCCGAUAUUGUUGCGCAAGGUUUCGGGUCACUAGGACUGAUGACCUCCGUCUUGAUCACCCCCGACGGUAAAACUUUCGAGUCCGAAGCAGGUAAUAACCCCCCGUCCCCAACACACACACACACAUGUUCACCCACUUACACCGCACCGACCGCAAUAGCCCACGGAACCGUAACGAGGCACUACCGCGAGUAUCAAAAAGGUAAAGAAACCUCCACCAACCCGAUCGCUAGCAUCUUUGCUUGGACCCGCGGUCUGAUCCAGCGCGGUACGCUGGAUAACACCCCGGAUGUGGUCGCCUUCGCCGAGUCCCUGGAGUCCGCCAUCACGGACACUGUCCAGGUCGACGGCAUUAUGACCAAGGACCUCGCACUCGCGUGCGGAAAGGAGGAUAGGGACUCCUGGGUCACAACAAGUGAAUUCCUAGAGGGCAUAGAGAAGAGGUUUAAAGCCUCGCUCAAGGCCAAGUCCCUUCUAUAGAGCUGGCGUAAAGCUGCAUUAGAGCGGAAGGGUGUGGAAGGGUGUUGGGUAUCUGUGCUGUACUUUACUGUAGAUUUGCGGGAAAUAAAUGCGUUAUUGAUACCAUGUAUCACCCCUUC